This is a messenger RNA of Cygnus olor (mute swan), 2082 nucleotides long. It is a transcript of the gene TERB2, whose product is annotated as telomere repeat binding bouquet formation protein 2. The transcript has 7 exons. NCBI's taxonomy places the organism in Eukaryota, Metazoa, Chordata, Aves, Anseriformes, Anatidae. Bases 820 to 1524 code for a protein of 234 amino acids. Gene Ontology annotation, cellular component: nuclear inner membrane. The record is from RefSeq and is a predicted model, not a curated record. Gene Ontology annotation, biological process: meiotic attachment of telomere to nuclear envelope; homologous chromosome pairing at meiosis.
GGGGGGUCCAGAGGUAUCUGGGAUGUACUUGCACUACUGCUGCAGUUUUUUCAGUGCAAGUUCCUAGGGGAUGGAAUUGUUGAGGGAUAUCUUGGCAAGUAUGAAGCAUGAAACAAGCCUCAUUUGUGCUUUAUGAAUUACAAGCAGUUUUGCUGAAAGCAAGCUGUUUCCCAGAUCAACCAAGUACGUGUUUUUAGAACGGGUUACUUCUUCAACGUCACGUCCCCUUAGGGUCUCUGACACUUCACCAAUUCCUGCAUGACAGGGAGAAAAAACAAAGGGCUCAGGUACAAGAGGAGGGGAAAAUCUUUCAAGACAACUGAAUAUAGACGUCCUCCUGGAAAAGUGGAAACAAGCAGAAAUCUCCAGAUGCUGGUGCACCUCCAAAUGCUUAUCUUUACAACUUCAGAUUGUGUAAAAACCUGAUGAAAAAUGAGUAUGAAUCAAAGACCAGGGCUUUCUGCUUCACUUUUCAGUACUGCUGACAUAUCACUUGCCUGUUUGGGGCAUAUUCAACUCUGUUCAGGUUUCCAGAGGUGUCACCAGCCAGGCUAAGUCAUGGAGCAUUUCUGGAGGACAUGGUGGUCAAGCCUUAUACAUAAACCUACCUCAGCUGGUUAAAAAGUCCCACUUGGCCCAUCUGUGUGCCUAGCUGAAACCAUCCUGAGCUAUUCUGGGGCUCCAGAGGUGCUCAGAGCCCUCAGCAGGUCCCUUCCCGCCUCCCCGCCCGGCUGCCCCUCAGCACUUCCCGCCGCUGCCAUUGCCCCUCAGGUUCCCGCCUCACCUCAGCACCUGCCACCCCUCAGGGCUUCCCCUGCGAUGUUCCAGGGCCGCCGUGCCUGGUUCUCCCGCAGCGUCCAGCCCGGCCCUCAGCAGCUGUGGGUGGCUGGCGGAGGGCUGCUCACCCGCUGGCGGGAUGCCGACUACCUCUUCAGCAGUGAUGCCGCCCACCCCGACACCCGCAGAAUACACAAGAGCCUGGAGUACUUGGAUGGCAGAGCUACAGUUUUCCAUUGCUGCUACCUCUCUGCAUGGGCAAACACCAGUGCAGAAAUGAAGGAGUCAGUGGUUCUGGGCCACUUUGUUCUGCCUCCUGCCUGCCUGCAAGAAGAAAUCAGAAGAAAAACUGGUGGCUUUAUUUGGGAGCAGAUGGAUGAUUCCCUUGCAGAACAGCAGAGACCUAAUGAAGAUCUUCAACCUAAUGAAGAUCUGCCGGACGAAGCAGAGAUGGUGAGAAAAGACUGCAAGCAAGAUGUGAGGGAGGAUGUACUGAACCUGCCUGAAAGCAGUGAAGAAAACCCAGGCUCAAGAGCAUCGACCCAGGGGGAAUUUUCAUACCAUGCACUUAAGGAAUACCCGAUGAAUAACAUGGUGACAGGCUACACCUCUGCUCGUGACAUGAAGAAGUACGUUGGAGAGCUACGUGAUUUCAUUCCUGGCACCUCGGGUUACACAGCAUACUGGAUUCAAAAUGAAAUCAAAGUUUACUCUGAUGUGAAAACUAAAAUGAAAAGAAAAUUGUAAGUAACAGGAGGCUGUUCUCAUCAAAAGCUUAACUGAGUGCUGCCAAAAUGCUGUCAGCCAUGUACGGCGAUUCAAUUCUGUUUAGCAACAUCCCGUAGUUAGAUUCUCUGACACCUUACUUACUUUUCUGCAGGCUUAUGGUUAUUUUUACUGUCAGUCAGUCUGUGUUCUCACCGUGUUUCAGUUAAAUAGUGAAGAGAUUGGUGGUAUUGAGCUGAGAAUUCUGUGGUUAAAUCUCUGUGGUGUUUGGGAGAAUUUAUAAAUUAGCCCUGUUCGGUUCAUCCUGACUACAGCUCAGCAUGUUCAGUGUACAUUUAAAUACCUGGCUACAUUUGUUGUAAACAUUUUAUUCCUAACUAUUUAAAACAAAUUCCACAGAACACACAAAUAUAGACGCAUCUCCAAAAGACCAAACCCUUUGCCUUUUUAUUUGUAUGGAGUACUUAAGUCAGUCGACCCAUGGCUGCAAACAGCAGCCUUGGAAGAACACGCAGGGCGGAGAAGGAAGUGGGCUUCUCAUCACAGCCCUGCCUGUAGGACCCAGCGCCCCACCAGACC